Messenger RNA from Fukomys damarensis (Damara mole-rat), 1342 nucleotides. It is a transcript of the gene Pemt, whose product is annotated as phosphatidylethanolamine N-methyltransferase. The record is from RefSeq and is a predicted model, not a curated record. The transcript is spliced from 6 exons. Gene Ontology annotation, molecular function: phosphatidylethanolamine N-methyltransferase activity. Gene Ontology annotation, biological process: phosphatidylcholine biosynthetic process. Lineage: Eukaryota; Metazoa; Chordata; Mammalia; Rodentia; Bathyergidae. Bases 83 to 664 code for a protein of 193 amino acids.
GGUGGCUGCACGAGACCCCCGCGCGGUCCCUCCUGCGGCGGCCUGCUCGGUGAAAGGAACCGCAGGCCAGGGAGCCGAAACCAUGAGCAGUACUGCGUCGGGGCCCGACUGUUGUGGAGGCCUGGGCAAUAUCAACUAUAGAAAGGCAGAUCUCUGCGUCAUGACCUGGCUGCUGCACUACGUGGAUCCUUUGGAUUCCAGCUUUGGGGCAGCCGUCCUCACCAUCGCUUUUAAUCCAUUUUUCUGGAAUGUGGUUGCAAGAUGGGAGCAGAGAACCCGCAAACUGAGCAGCACCUUCAGAUCCCCACACUUGGCGUGCUACUCUCUGGGUGGCGUUAUUCUGCUGCUGAAUGUCUUACGUUCACACUGCUUUACACAGGCCAUGCUGAGCCAGCCCAAGAUGGAGGGCCUGGAUAACCCUACCACCUACUGCCUGGGCAUUGCACUCCUGAGUGUGGGCACCAUGUUUGUGCUUUCCAGUUUCUUCGCACUGGGGUUCACUGGAACCUUCCUAGGUGAUUAUUUCGGGAUCCUCAAGGAGGCCAGAGUGACCACAUUCCCCUUCAGCAUCGCAGACAACCCCAUGUACUGGGGAAGCACAGCCAACUACCUGGGCUGGGCCCUCAUCAACCCAGCCCUGCAGGAGCCAUGGAAUCAGAGGUAACUAUAGAAAUAGAUGGGUGGGCAGUAGCUAUUUCUGGAAUCCUGAGGCAGAUGUGCUCAGGCUUCUCGGUGCUAUCUCUAAUAAGCUCCCCAUGCUCAUUGGCACAGCAAGGUCAGAGGCUGGUCACCAGCAGAGAGCUCGUGACAGACACUGUCCAGCCCUGGGUCUGCGGAACAGUCUGCCCGGGUUGCCUGUCCUCUGGGAGGGGCUCCCAGGGUGUGCCUGGAGCCCACAAUGAAGAAGUGGCUGUGCAGACCCAUGUAUGACACUCUUGUCAUCCCCCAACCCCCAGGCCCUACAGCCAGAGCUUCCCAGGGUGAUGACUGUGGGGCUGCCUCGUGAGCAGGGGCCAGGACUCAGGUGGCAGCACCUCCUUCCUCCCUCUUUUCCUUUCUUCUUCUCUUCCUUUCUCCUUCCUCCCUCCUUCCUGAUUCCCUCCUGCUGUCCUGAGUUCCGGGCUGGGGGCCGAGAUGAGGAAGGAAGGAGCAGCCCCAUCUUGGGGGAACCCAGCAAGCCAGGUGGGCAGACCAGGAGACACGCACCCCGGUUCUUGCUAGAAAGCUGGACUUGAGAAGCGGGACAACCUGGCCCAGCCCAUUCCAUCCGGUGGCCCAUCGUCAGCCCGAGGGCCCACGGUGGCGGCAGGAAGGGCUGGGUCCCGCUGACUUGGGCUUGUCU